AUGGCAGCAACCAUCAAACUCGACAAACCGCAUAGCCAUUUCACAAACUUGGACCAUAUCACCGGACGAGUGGUGCUGCAGCUGCAUUCUGACACCGCCAUCAGCGCGAUUCAUGUCAAGCUUGAAGGAGAAAGUCGGACGCGACUGUUGACGCCACGCAAUGAUCGGGAUAAGAAGAAGGCUGAGAUAGAAGUGCAUAAGAUAUUAUAUCAAGUCAAAGCCGUCUUUCCGAGCCCGGAUAUCGCUCAACAUAGCUCUCCGAAUGCUGCGUUUACGCUCGCCCCUGGUGUUUAUGAAUAUCCGUUCGAGUUCAAGUUCCCGUUCAACAAUUCCUGCAGCAACCAGAAUUCAAUGAUGACCAACCUCAGCAUGGUCGGACUGCGAGUCGAAGUGGCACGGGAUUCAUAUGUGCAUGUUAAAAAGACUCUACCCCCUUCAUUGAAUACCUUUCCGGGCGAGGCGGAAAUUAAAUACUACGUCAAAACGACUGUUGUUCGGCCUCAGUUUUAUAAAGAGAAUAUUCGAUCUAUUGCAGGAUUCAAUUUCCUCCCCAUCGAGCCUCCGCGAAACGGUAACCCCAACGAAGAAACCUACGCCAGGCGUCAGCACGAAUUUAUGAGACAGCAGCCCCCAGCAGUUCUGAAAAAGGGCGGGAUCUUUCGCAAACAGUCAUCCACACCUCUCAUGCCCCUUUCAACCGCUGAUCCGGUACGAGUAUCAGUUGAUGCACGAUUACCCAAUCCUCCGAUUCUGACCUGCAACGAAACUAUACCCUUACGCAUCAUUGUCACGAAGAAAUCUCAAACUUUCGAGCCGAUGUUUUUACAACUCCUUCAGAUCGAAUUGAUUAGCUAUACCAAUAUCAGAGCGCAUGAUCUAGUGCGCACAGAGCCGCUUAGUAUAUUGAUACUGAGUCGAAGCAAUAUGAAUGUCCUUAUUGGUCCAGCAUCAGAUCCAGUGGGACAAGAAUGGCAGAUUGAUGCAAGCCUAUGGAAUAGACUCUCGCUGCGACCGAAUGUUGCGCCUUCGUUUGAGACGUGCAAUAUUUCUCGGCAUUAUGAACUUGAAGUACGAGUCGGGGUGUCGCAUGGACCGGCGGGAAGAUCAAUGCCGCAAGUCAUCGUUAUACCUCUACGGCUGGCCGUAAGAGUAUAUUCCGGCAUUCGUCCACCACCAGCUCUUAUAGAAGCCAUGGCCACCAACAGGAAAUUGAAAGAUGCUCAACUCGGCCGACAACAAUCUCGAUACGACGAUAAUAAUCCCCCACCACAACCACCACGACCAUCCAACCAACCAGCCGAAAUGGCCGCUCAUAACAUUCUCGAAGGCGACGACGCACCGCCAAGCUACGAGGAUGCAAUGGCCGAUAUGAUUAGUCCUAUAGAUGGCCCACGCGGAGAAUACUAUCAAACGCCCGCACCAGCUUUUCAAGGAAGCCGUAACAUCUCAGGGCCGGUGGGUGAUACCAAACAACCAUUUCCUGAUCCUCAGACUAGUCACAGUGAAUAUGACCACCACUAUCAUCAUGAAGGCGAUGAAGAAGGAGAAGAACUUACGCGCUCAUUUUCCCGUGAUUCAUCCGAGUCCAUCGAUAUGCUCCCCCAGUCGCCACGAUUACGGCCUAUAUCAUAUGCAGAUAGUAUCUAUGAAGACAAGCAGUCUGGUCAAACACAGGGUCACACGAGUAACCAUAAUGCCAAUCGACCGGCUGAAACACAGCAACCACCGCCAGCAUUUACGCCUUCGCAAACACCCCAACCUCGUCGAGUAAUAAGUACUGGCGUACCGAAUCGACGACCAGUGCCGAAUUCGAGUCAACAACAACAACAGCCACAACAACGGGACACUUCAUAA
Molecule: messenger RNA, 1854 nt
Organism: Talaromyces marneffei
Lineage: Eukaryota; Fungi; Ascomycota; Eurotiomycetes; Eurotiales; Trichocomaceae
Exons: 5
Coding region: 1-1854 (617 amino acids)
Biological process (GO): ubiquitin-dependent endocytosis
Cellular component (GO): cytosol; cytoplasm; plasma membrane
Molecular function (GO): ubiquitin protein ligase binding; protein-macromolecule adaptor activity
Source: RefSeq, a predicted model, not a curated record